Molecule: messenger RNA, 3354 nt
Organism: Linum trigynum
Lineage: Eukaryota; Viridiplantae; Streptophyta; Magnoliopsida; Malpighiales; Linaceae
Source: the annotation of a GenBank genome assembly
CACUUUAUUUGCUCUAUUGUGCUUGCCAGCUGGAUUAAUUCCCCUUUUUUACUUUUUUUUUCUCUCGCCAGCUGGAUCCGUAGUAAAAGCGUGUGGUUGGACCUAGUCAAACAUUUGGAAAAAGCCCAAUUUCACUGCCAUCGCCAGGACGCCAGCCCAAUUAGCCCACCCUGAAUAAUACCACACGGAAAUGUGUUACUAGGCCCAAACCACUCCUUAAUUGAUAGAUCCUUGCGUAGUGGGGACCCGUAAAAAAAAAUUGCUAGAUCCUUGACCUAGAGUUCAGCUAUCCACGUCCUCCCCAAUUGUAUUGGUUUGGGCCAAUAAUCUGAACUCUCGGGCCUUGCUUAGUUCAACUACGAAACCAGGUCCAUCAAUUGUUCAGCCCAAUUUAUUUCCGAACCCGAACAACAACCCGCUGCCCGACCGGCGGUCACUAUAUUCGAAGUCCCACCUAGCAAACUACCGGACUGCACAAACAAAAGCGGCAAAAAUGGCAUCCAAAUCCACCGCAGCAGCCACCGCCAGAGAUGCCCGGAGGAGAAAAAUUGUCGAGCGAGGCGCCGACCGAUUAGCUCUCAUCGCCGGUCGGAUCCCCUCUCUUCCGUCCGAAUCUCCCCCCACUGACUCAUCUCACCAGUCGGAUUCCGAGCAUCUACUUUCCGAUGGAGCCACCGUCGGCGAACCAGUGUCUCAGCCGCCGAGUACUCCUCCAAACCAAAUUGAACAACCGCAGCUCCAGAAAACAACUGAUUCGGUUAGCUGUAAGGACGAAGCCUUCGGUGGGGCAGUACCGGAACAAGAUCUCACCGCCGUUGAUUCCGCCAGAGGCCAAGCGGAGAGCAUUUUAGACCGUCCUGUUUCGGAUGAAAUUAGUAGCGGCCGAUUGGAUCAGAAUCCGACCGCCAUGGGAGCCGCUUCUGGCACAGAACAACUUCUGCGUCGAAGCACUCGUCAGAGAGGAGUUUCGAUGAGUCCAAGUCAGAUAAGUUCUGGCAUCACAGCGUCAGAAAGAACCAGAGUUCUCUGUUCAGUCGCUAUCGCCAUUUUAGUCGUCUCGUCGUCUCUAGGAUUGCCUCUCCUAGGGAACGAUAUUGUGAAGGGAAUUCUGAGCUUCAGGCCCCUUUACCUGCUGCUGGUAACCAAUGUUACAAUCGUGCUUGCCGCAAUCCUUUCCAACAACAACCAGAGAGGUUCGGCAAUGGUGGAUGAUGGGGCAGCCGUACUCGAAUUGCCAUCCAGUGGAAGCUACGAUUGGGCUGCACAGGCAAGUAUGGCGUUAGAGAUAAGUUUCGUGGUGAAGAAAGCAGUCGAAGCCUUGCUGAUGGAUGUCAGCGUUUAUGCAAUCAUUGUUGUUUGUGCUUUCUGCCUUCUCCGGUGAACGCACAACCACAACGAAUCGCCUCUUGAUAUCGAAUGAAGUAAAGCACAUUUUCAUCUAUUUUUCGAUUGUAAUGAAGUAAAUGCAAUUUCCAUCUAUAAACUUUGAGCGUGGACUCACCACAAACUUUGUAAAGGAUGGCAAAAGAAGAAGAACAAGGAAGUAAAAUCAGAUUCGAAUAGAAGAUUAUGGUGGGAUACUUACAAUACAGAUAUGAUUGCGGUAAUCAAACCAGUUUUGUAUUUGCACACAGCUGCAGAUUAAGAAUGUUCCACGAGAUUCACGCAAAAAAGGGAAACCAAGAUCAAACUGGACGAAGCAGUUACCGAGAGCUGGAUCUAUAAUUCCGAGCAAGAAGUUUAAGAACAUCAAACUCAAUCAUUGCUGCAUCACCAUAUUUGCUAAUGGAGCGGACUACCUUAAUGGCCACGAAUUCCCAGGUAUUCCCAGCAUUUUUAGAACUCGGCAGAAGCCUGCCUAAAACAGCAGCAUCUGCCUGAAUUCCGAAAGCACAAUCAUAGUCAUAGAUCAUGCGUAAUACCAAGCUCUUGGCAUGCUAACCGUCGAUUAACUGAAUUCCGAAAGAGAGGAUUAUUUGCCAGAGAAGAGGUGGAACAUCGAAACAAUCACUCUUGUGGGAAUGGAAUCAACGGCGUCGUUUUGUAAAAGAAAGUUGGUGGAGGCGCCAGCGAGCCCAUGGGCCAUUGUACAUCAGAGCCUUUUGGGCUUACACAGGUCGCGCCGCUGACAAAUUGACUUUAGAAGACAGACAGGAAAAUUGGGCCUCGCGCCUCCACCGAACUUUUUUUUCUAAUCUACCUCCACGGCUCCACCAAACUAAUAUCAAUAUAACUAAUGAUUAAUACGACUACAAUACCGAACUAUGAGCAAAAUGUCACUUAUAUUCUAUUCUUUUCAAUAUUUUAUUUAUGUUCUAAACUAUCAUUCCGUUAGAAUUGACUGGUUUUAACUGUUAAUUUUAACAGAAAAUUCAGUCAGCCUCCACCUGUCAUCUUACAUUAAAUUUUUAAUUAAUUUUUCAUAGAAAAUGUAUAAAAUAAAAAUAAAUUAGAGAAAAGGGGGGAAUCAGAGGAGGAAGCCAACUUGAAGUCCCUCGUCAUCACCGGCAUGGUUGCUUCAUCUCCUUCACCGGUGGUAUCCUCCCAUUCUCCCCCCUUACCCGAUCGAUUAGAAACCGUCGACAUUCCGCUCUUCCCAACUGAAGCCGAGUGAUUAGGGUCUUUUUUUUUUUUUUGUUUAAUUUCUUACAGGUGAUAAUCAAGUACAAGAAAUCCUUCGAUUUUAUCCAUUUUAACAAGAUCUAGAGGUUAGCAAAACGAUUGUUUCCAUCACAAGGCAAAAUCUUUGAGCUCAAUCUCCAGUUUUACGCUCCCAUUUCUGAGGAGAAGAGUGAUUUCCUCCGUCGUUAGAACUGUCGGAGGCGCAAGUAAUGUAAAACCCCUCAGUAGUAGUGAACGUGGUGCCACCGUACGUCGACGGAAACGUGAAAAAGGAGAAGAAAGGGGAGGCGAUCAAAGGAGGCGGUGGGAAUUAAGAUGACGAUAGUAAGGUGAGGCAGGGAUUGAAGACGAUGAUGCGCAGGGAAUUGAAGAGGGAUUUUGAUUUUUGGAUUUUUAAUAAAUUUGAAUUAAAAAUCUGAUGUGUCAAUGAUUUGGCAUCUAUGUGGCCUUCGCGUUUUUUGCCACGUCAGCAAAAAUCAACAAAAUUUUGACCAACAUCCGGUCAAAUGUUACCUCUAACCGUCAACAAAAUUAUCAUGAUACAAAUGACACAAAGUAUUGUAAGAUGGGAUAGAAAUGAAAUAUUGAAAAAAAUAGAGCACAAGUGACAUUUUUUUAAUAGUUCGGGUGUUAUAGUGAUAUUAACCCUGUAACUAAUUUCUAACAAACUAUAACCAAUCAUUAAAAUAACUAAUUCAGCAACUAAGAUGAAAAUAUAUUUAAUGGUAGAUG